CGGAAGAAAAGGGAAGGCGGAAGUUGGGACGUCGGAAGCGGUUGAAGCUGUGAAGAGGCAGGUGAUAUUCCUGGAUAAUGGAACCUCAAGGGAUUGCCCGAGGGCCCCCUGCCCAUGCUCCCAAAGAUGGCCCCGGCAAGCCUGCUGUCCCCCAGAAGAACGCUUACGCCCGGCUUGUGCAGAAGCACCACAGCGGAAGGUUCAGGUCCUAUUUAAACCACAUCGCUCAAAAGCUGCAGCUGGAAGAGAGCGCCCUCAACGACUUGGGUCCAGACGCCGAAGCCUCCUUGAAGAGCGGCCUGGUGAGGGAAGCUCUGUCAAGAAACGGGGUGCAGGCACAAUGCCGCUCGCCGGACGGGGGUCUGCAGCUGGGACCGGAGAACCCGAGAGAAAACAGAGAGCCCAGUUUUGCCAGGAGGCAGCCUCGGAAAAGAGAUCCCAGCGCUGGCAAGGGAGAGGAGGAUGAGGUAGUGGAAGAAGAGGAUUUCACUCCUAAUCGGCACGGCGAUGCAGCUGUCUUGUCAAGUGUGAGGCAGGUAUGGGGCAGCCAAGGGAUGUCACCCAGGCAGGACUUCUCUCCGCAGAAAACCUCCAGCUUUGAAGAGAAGAACAGAGAAGAGCCGUGGCGGAGCAGCCGGGAGCGUCCUGUUGUCACGGGCAGAGCAGAGAGCUUCGCUUUGCCUGGGCAGUUCAGCACAGAUUUGUCUGCGACGACUACCAGGAAGAGUGUUCACUUGUCUCCCAGCCAAACUCAGGGAGGAGAGAGGCGGGGCUUAGUGAGGCCUCGAAACAACUCGGAAUCGGCUAGAGUCACUCCUAAUGUGGACCGGAGGUGCCAACUCUCUGAAUCCCUGGUGGAUACAAUGAACGUUCCUGAAUGCAGGAUGGCCUUCAGACAGCUGGGAACUCCCAGAGGGGGUCACCAUUCUGCGUGUUCAACCCCGGGUGACAAAAAGAAUCGGAAUAAGCCAGCUCGGGGCAGGAAGAAAGUGUUCGAAGCUUACAUGUCGAAGGAGGAGGUCUCAGCAGGCCUGAAGAGGAAGCAGCUAAUCCAGGGACCCUUGAGAAUAAACCCCAAGAAGUACCACGAAGCCUUCGUUCCGUCUCCAGACGGCAUCCGGGAUAUCUUCAUUGACGGAGUCGUUGCUCGCAACAGAGCUCUGAAUGGUGACAUUGUGGUGGUGAAGCUGCUUCCCAAAGACCAGUGGAAGGUGAUCAAGCCCGAGGGCGGCGACAAUGAUACAGAAGCCGCUCAAGAAUCAGAUGCCUCCAGGAAUUCACCAGGUGCCGCCGUGCUGAAUGAUCCAGCCAAAGGGGAUGCCGACAGCCCGGAUGUGAUCAUAGAGGCUCAGGUUGAUGACGACAGUGAAGAUGCCGAGAGUGGACAAGAUAGUUCUAGAGAGGUGAAGGAUCUUAGGGCGCUGUCCCUGGGAGCUGGCGAAAAGGGGCGGGAUCCGGAGGCUUGCGGUGUCCACCACACAAAGCGGGAAGACUCACCCAAGGCGAAUGAUCCAGAGCAGUUCCUUCAAAAGACGGCCAAGGUGGUCUACAUCUUGGAGAAGAAGCACUCUAGGGCAGUGAUGGGCUCCAUCCGGCUCUUGACCGACCGCAAUAGCGAACUCUUCAAGAAGUUUGCCAUGUUCUCACCCGUGGACCACAGAGUGCCUCGUGUCUAUGUGGCCUUGGCUGACUGCCCGCCAGAUUUUGCCUCCAGACCCGAGGAAUACUCCAACACGCUCUUCAUCUGCCGAAUUGUGGACUGGAGGGAAGACAGCAAUUUUGCCAUUGGGCAGUUGGCCCAGAGCCUUGGGCAGGCGGGUGAAAUUGAGCCGGAAACGGAAGGCAUCCUGACGGAAUAUGGCGUGGAUUUCUCGGACUUCUCCCCAGAGGUCCUGCAGUGCCUGCCCCAGAGCCUGCCGUGGGACAUCCCACCAGCAGAGCUUGCCAAAAGACGAGAUUUAAGGGAGGAGUGUGUCUUCACUAUUGAUCCAUCAACCGCCAAGGACCUCGAUGACGCCUUAUCCUGCAAGCUGCUUCCUGAUGGUAACUUGGAAGUGGGAGUUCACAUUGCUGAUGUCAGCUAUUUUGUGCUGGAAGGAACAGAGCUGGAUAACAUCGCAAGCAGGAGGGCUACAAGUGUCUACCUGGUGCAGAAGGUGAUCCCCAUGCUGCCCAAGCUGCUCUGCGAAGAGCUGUGCAGCCUCAACCCCACGACUGACAGGCUCACUUUCUCCGUCAUCUGGAAGCUGACUCCGGAGGGCAAGAUUCUCGAAGAAUGGUUCGGCCGGACGGUGAUUUGCUCCUGUGCCAAGCUCAGCUACGACCACGCCCAAAGCAUGAUCGAGAACCCCGACAAGGUGUUCACAGCAGAGGAGCUCCCUCCCGUGUCACCCCAUCACUCGAUCGGCGAAGUUCGCCAGGCGGUCUUGCACCUCAACCGAAUUGCCAAGCAGUUGCGUAAACAACGCUUUGUUGACGGCGCUCUGCGCUUGGACCAGCUGAAACUCUCGUUUACUUUGGACAAGGAGAGCGGGCUGCCACAAAGCUGCUACGUCUAUCAGUAUCGGGACAGCAACAAGCUGGUGGAAGAGUUUAUGCUGUUGGCCAACAUGGCCGUGGCCCACCAGAUCUACCGCUCGUUCCCGGCACAAGCCCUCCUGCGGCGCCACCCCCCACCCCUGACCAAGAUGAUAAAUGAUCUCUCCGAGUUCUGUAGCCAGAUGGGGCUGGAGAUUGACUUCAGCAGCGCCGGGGCUUUGCACAAAAGCCUGAGCGAAACUUUUGGGAACAGCAAAUACGCCGAAGCCAAGAAGGCAGUGCUGACCAACAUGCUAUCCAGGCCCAUGCAGAUGGCUGCGUAUUUCUGUGCCGGGGUGUUCGAGGACGAGGAACUCUUCCACCAUUAUGCCCUGAACGUCCCCCUGUACACGCACUUCACAUCGCCCAUCCGCCGCUUCCCGGACAUCCUGGUGCACCGGCUGCUCUCCGCUUCUCUCGGGUCUGGCCCCGCCCUGAGGAUGAAGAAAGACGAGAUCCAGAAGCAAGCGGAUCACUGCAAUGACCGGAAGACGGCUUCCAAGAGGGCGCAGGAGCUGAGCGCUGAUCUCUUCUUUGCUAUCUUUGUAAAGGAGAACGGCCCCCUGGAGUCGGAAGCCAUGGUGAUGGGCGUCCUCAACGAAGCCUUUGACGUCCUGGUGCUGAAGUUCGGGGUCCAGAAGCGCAUCUACUGCAACGCUUUGCCUCUGGUGGGAUUCCAUUUCCAGAAGCUGGGCAAGAAGCCACAGCUGAGCCUGAUGUGGGAGCCUGAGAGCACUGAGCAGGAUGCUGUGCAACAGGACAUUGCUAUUUUCACCUUGGUGAAUGUCGUGCUGAGGUCAGACAGCGUCCCCUUGAAGUACAGCGCGGUGCUGAAGAGGCCCAGCAGGGAGGAGUGCGGCACGUCCUGAGGCGGACCCCGUCGCUUCCCGGCUGCCCUGUCGCUUCUGCCAAAGUCCCGUGCCCAGCAGAAGUCGCAUCCUGCAAAGACUGUCUGGAGAAGGUCAGCCUGCAGACCUCCUCUUUUACUAGGUUUGACAGAUUUUGUUUUACAGCUGAAUUUUUAAACCAAGCCGGUGGCAGUAGAAACUGCAGAACUCUUUCGGCCUUUUUCCUUUUACACCCUCUUUUCACCGCGGCCAGAGCUGCCUCAACUCAGCAAAAGUGACUCAGGGCAACUCUAUCUAACCCCCUGCCUCUGCCCCUUGCUCCGCACUUCGUGUUCCUGGCACUACCCGCAGGGGCCCACCAAGAGUCUACCAAAGCAGUUCCUUCUGUGUUCUCUUCCAUGGUGUAAUAAAAACGUGGCCAACA
Messenger RNA from Eublepharis macularius, 3849 nucleotides. RefSeq names its product DIS3 like 3'-5' exoribonuclease 2 (gene DIS3L2). The transcript is spliced from 22 exons. Gene Ontology annotation, molecular function: RNA binding; 3'-5'-RNA exonuclease activity. Gene Ontology annotation, cellular component: P-body; exosome (RNase complex). Bases 78 to 3446 code for a protein of 1122 amino acids. Lineage: Eukaryota; Metazoa; Chordata; Lepidosauria; Squamata; Eublepharidae. The record is from RefSeq and is a predicted model, not a curated record. Gene Ontology annotation, biological process: miRNA catabolic process.